AUGAAUGUUACUAUGGACCUGUCUGAAAUUGACCGGAGUCACCGUGUGGGCAAACCCAAUCAAACUGGAGGUCCAAGACCUAUUAUCGUUAAAUUUAUCUCGUACCGAGCCAGGCUGCAUAUGUACUCGGCAAGGGCUUCACUAAAAACCAAUGGUAUAACUGGAACCUAUAUAAACGAGGAUCUUACGAGACAGCGCAGCUUCGCCUUUUACACUGCACGAGUUUUGGUCAAACGUAAGAAACUCAACAGUUGCUGGACAUCAGAUGGUGUAGUGCUAGUGAAGGACAAUUAUGAAAACAUUCACCGUGUAACAAGCAGUGAUGAUCUUGCAAAUUUUGAACAUUGCUAA
Mercenaria mercenaria is the source of this 351-nucleotide messenger RNA. RefSeq lists its product as uncharacterized. The record is from RefSeq and is a predicted model, not a curated record. NCBI's taxonomy places the organism in Eukaryota, Metazoa, Mollusca, Bivalvia, Venerida, Veneridae. Bases 1 to 351 code for a protein of 116 amino acids. The transcript has a single exon.